Molecule: messenger RNA, 1419 nt
Organism: Trypanosoma cruzi
Lineage: Eukaryota; Euglenozoa; Kinetoplastea; Trypanosomatida; Trypanosomatidae
Product: mannosyltransferase, putative
Exons: 1
Coding region: 1-1419 (472 amino acids)
Biological process (GO): GPI anchor biosynthetic process
Cellular component (GO): glycosylphosphatidylinositol-mannosyltransferase I complex; membrane
Molecular function (GO): alpha-1,4-mannosyltransferase activity; GPI mannosyltransferase activity
Source: RefSeq, a predicted model, not a curated record
AUGUGCGCUUUUUUUUUGUUUAUUUUAUUUUAUUUUAUUUUUGCUGCUGGACCGCGAAAAAAAAGAAAGGGAAAAAAAAGGAGUAGAAAUUUACUAUUGGGGGGACGUUGUUGUUCGGGGGUUGUAAUGCCGUGCCAUUCAGAUCGGUCGUGGAUCGAUGGUGUCACUAUCCGAAGGCUCUUACAGUUGGGCGGCAUUGUGCGCCUGAUCCUCAUUAUUUACGCACAUUUUCACGACCGCUGGUUUCGUGUCAAGUACACAGACAUCGACUACAUGAUUAUUUUGGAUGGGGCACGGGAGAUGUGGAUGGGAGGUUCGCCCUUUGAUCGAACCACAUUUCGCUACACACCACUUCUUGCAGUUCUCAUUUUGCCUAGCGUGCUAGUAGCAAACCCGUUUGGGAAGGUGCUGUUUGCCCUAUGCGAUCUGGGUGCUGCCUACUACUCUUACAUUGUCCUUUUGAAGUUUGCAACGGAGCGGAGUGCCAAAUGGAUGGUGUCGCUGUUUAUCCUAUUUAAUCCGAUUAUGGUGGUGGUUUCAACACGUGGAAAUAGCGAUAUUCUAGUUACAUUUAUGAGUCUUGUUGUUUUGGCAAAGUUUGCACAGUCCAAAUACUUUCAGGCCGCCUCCGUCUUAGGAUUUGCCAUUCACUUUAAAUUAUACCCAGUAAUCUACUCCCUUCCCCUGGUGCUUGGUGUAUGGGAGGAAACGAAAGCAGAAACUUUUUUCCAGAAAUUAGGGCGUGUCGUUCCCACGGUCACGCUCUGUGGCCUUCUUGUUGUAAUUUUUUUUACCAUUCCAACUAUGAUGUGCUACAAGUGGUUUGGUCAGCAAUACCUCGAUGAAGCGUUUUUGUACCAUUUGUACCGAGAAGAUAACCGUCACAACUUUUCCCCAUAUUGGUUACUUAUGUAUCUUAACAUGGCAAGAAGCCACCUUGGCUUGGAGUCUGAAUACGCUCCAGGCCUGUUUGCGUUUGUUCCUCAAGCCUUUGUGCUUUUCUUUGUGUCGUACAAACUGCGCCGCAACGUGGCCCAUGCGUGUUGUAUACAAACGAUGCUUUUUGUGGCCUUUAAUAAGGUAUGCACCGUGCAAUACUUUGUGUGGUUUAUCCCUUUUAUGGCGUUUCUAUUUUUUCACCCUCGCGGCGCUGAGGGCGACGGGAAGAGGCCGGGAUUACUCAAAGCGGUGGCCGCCAUCGUGUUGUGGGCCGCGACGAUUCCGCUGUGGAUGACGACAGCCGUCCCGUUGGAGUUUUACGGCAGGAGUGACUUUGCGAGGCUGUGGGUUGUCUCCUGCAUUUUUUUCCUGGCGACGGUUUCCCUCUCCUCAUGGUUCGCACGCAUCGCCUACCGGCUGCAGGAGGCCGUGGCGCUACAGCACAAGGCGAAAGGGGAAAAGACGACCAAAGUCGCGUAG